ACUAUAAAGAAUCACAAAAAUGAUGAUGGUUACCAUAAUUAUGUUGACGGCGAAAGUAUUGAUCAAUGUCUAUACAUACGCCACACUUCCUUACUAUUACUUUAGCCAAAAACCUUGGCUAAAGCUAAACAAAGCCCAGAGAUGUCGGACCCGAUUAGUGGUGCCAACGGACGCGGCCGACAGCCAUUGGGUACGCGAUGAACCCGAACUGACUCAUUCAGUUAUGCGCCCGACUGUUACCGAGAUACUAAACAACCUGGUUGAUUAUCAUGGUCCUAAUACACCAAUUUUAGCCUAUCGGGAAAUACUAUCAGUCGAAGAGUUGAGGGGAUCCGACGGUAAGGCCCGGCGAGUGGACGGCAGACCGUUACGACAGUAUCGGCUCAGCGGUUAUAAGUGGCUGACGUACGGCCGGGUGGACACAAUCACCACUUCCCUGGCCAGAGGGUUGGCGGCCAAUGGGGCCCACUUUCAAGACAGGAUAUUAAUACUAUCCGAGACACGGCUCGAGUGGUUUUUGUGCGCUCAGGCCGUCGCUAAACUCGGCGCUUGUAUUGUUACACUAUCUCCCAAUCUAAGUGAUGAAGGAAUUGCAUACGGCAUAAAUCAGACUGAAAUCAAACUAAUGAUAGUCUCCCGCGAUUUGGUGCCCAAAAUACAGUCACUUAUUGACAAAAUACCGACCGUUCGUACAAUAAUUUACAUGAAUGGCAAUAAUUUACAGCCAGAAACCAAACCCAACGACAAACAAAUUACCGACUUUCCCGAUACUAUCCAUGUGUUGUCUAUGCAAGAGUUAGAGUUGAAUGGCGCCCAUUGGUCAGAGAUUGUGCUCAAGACACCUGCGCCCGACGAUCCCUUUAUCAUAAUAUACACGUCGGGCACUACGGGUGCGCCCAAAGCCGCGGUGGCCACCCAUCGGCAAAUGGUGAACGGGUCGGCCAACGGGUGGCUGUCGCUAUUUAAAGAGAUCAUAGCCGACGGCACCCGUACCCACACGUAUGUGGCCUUUCUGCCGUUGUGUCACGUGUUUGAGCUAACCAUUGAAUUCUUCCUCUAUUACGUGGGCGUGAAAAUAGGCUACGCCACUACAUUCACACUAACCGAGUCGGGUCCGGGUCUGGCGCCGGGCGAACGGUGCGAUAUAUCGCUGUUGCGGCCGACGGUUAUGAUAUGCGUUCCCCUAAUGCUUGACCGGAUAGCGAAGGGUAUUGGGGCGCGUCUGAGCGCCCAGUCGUCCCUUUCAGCGCAAAUGUUUGCUUAUAUAAUGGCGUAUAAAUCGCAAUGGACUCAACGCGGCUAUCGCUGUCCGAUUGUAAACAAACUUGUUUGCAGUAAAUUGCGGCAACAAAUGGGCGGUCAGUUAAAGUUGGCAAUUGUGGGCUCCGCCCCUCUCAGUCCCACCACACAGGCCACAAUUAAAGCAGCGCUUGAUAUUGUGCUUGUUCAGGGAUACGCAGCGACCGAGACAUUGUGUGCUGGAUUAGUGCCCUUGAAGUUUACGUUAGAGUUGGGGCUCCCAUACAUACACAGCAACUUUCAACAAGCAGUCUAUGUCAAUGCCGAGGCCCAGUCUUAG
Medioppia subpectinata is the source of this 1579-nucleotide messenger RNA. Lineage: Eukaryota; Metazoa; Arthropoda; Arachnida; Sarcoptiformes; Oppiidae. The record is from the annotation of a GenBank genome assembly.